Molecule: messenger RNA, 537 nt
Organism: Andrographis paniculata
Lineage: Eukaryota; Viridiplantae; Streptophyta; Magnoliopsida; Lamiales; Acanthaceae
Exons: 3
Coding region: 1-537 (178 amino acids)
Source: RefSeq, a predicted model, not a curated record
AUGACUCCACCCACGCCUCCGAAUUCUAUUCCAGUUGAGGCUUCUGAUCGACCUCAGACCUCAUCUCUAGAUUCUGAUUCAAUUGGGGUGCCUGGACCUGUCAUAUCUCGCCGAUCACAUCGACUGUUCAUAAUUGGUUUCUCUUGCAUCAAGAAUGUCUUUCUCCAUGAUGAUCUAUCUGAGGAUGUUAAUAUGACAUUGCCUCCGAGUUUUCCUCCUUCUUCUAAAAGCUACCUUCAGCAACAUUUUGAUACGAAGAGUCUUGGCCACCUUCGGUAUUUCUUGAGUCUUGAAAUUUCGUAUGGUCCUAAUGGGUUUUAUAAGUCUCAGACUAAAUAUGCUUUUGAUAUAUUGUCUCGUGAUGGUCUCACUGAUUGCAAGACAGCUUUGACACCCCUUGACACUGAAUGCCAUCUUACACCAAUGAAUGAGACUCUUCUUGACGAUGAUUCUCUUCAUCGCCAAUUUCUAGAGAACUUGAUUUACUUGACAAUCACUUACCCUAACACUGCUUACGUUUUAUAUCUGGCUAGUUAG